AUGGCUCGGUUCGAAAAUGAAGUACCGUCCAGGUAUGGUGGAGGACCUGGCCCAGGGGGGCCCGGUCGCGGCGGCAGUAGACAAGGUGGCCCGCCGGGAGCUCAAAGGGUGUACAAGCAGUCCAUGGCCCAGCGAGCCAGAACUAUGGCCCUGUACAAUCCAAUACCGGUUCGACAGAACUGCUUCACUGUCAACCGUUCCCUCUUCAUCUUCAGCGAGGACAACUUUGUGAGAAAAUACGCCAAAAAGAUCACCGAAUGGCCUCCUUUCGAGUACAUGAUCCUGGCCACCAUCAUCGCCAACUGCAUCGUCCUGGCCCUGGAGCAGCAUCUGCCCGACGGGGACAAGACCCCCAUGUCCGAGCGCCUGGAUGACACAGAACCCUACUUCAUCGGCAUCUUCUGCUUCGAGUCGGGCAUCAAGAUCCUGGCCCUGGGCUUCGCCUUCCACAAGGGCUCCUACAUGCGCAACGGCUGGAACGCCAUGGACUUUGUAGUAGUGCUCACUGGAAUCCUGUCCACAAUCGGGUCGGAGUUUGAUCUGCGGACCCUUCGUGCCGUCAGAGUGUUGAGACCCCUCAAACUGGUGUCUGGGAUUCCCAGUCUGCAGGUGGUGCUCAAGUCUAUCAUGAAGGCCAUGAUCCCUCUUCUGCAGAUUGGUCUGCUGCUCUUCUUUGCCAUUCUCAUGUUUGCCAUCAUAGGCCUUGAGUUUUACAUGGGGAAGUUCCAUACCACCUGCUUUGACAACGUCACAGAUGAGAUACGGGAAGAGUUUCCAUGUGGUGUGGAGGCUCCGUCUCGUCUUUGCCCUAAUGGCACGGUCUGUAAGCCGUACUGGCUCGGCCCCAACUAUGGCAUCACGCAGUUUGACAACAUCCUGUUCGCCAUCCUCACGGUCUUCCAGUGCAUCACCAUGGAGGGCUGGACCGACCUCCUCUACUACAGCGACGACGCCUCCGGGGGCGCCUGGAACUGGAUGUACUUUAUCCCCCUCAUCAUCAUCGGCUCCUUCUUCAUGCUCAACCUGGUGCUGGGUGUCCUGUCCGGGGAGUUUGCCAAAGAGAGGGAACGUGUCGAGAACAGGAGUGAGUUUCUGAAGUUGAGGAGACAGCAGCAGAUAGAGAGGGAGCUCAACGGCUACCUGGAGUGGAUCUGCAAAGCAGAAGAAGUUAUUCUGGCGGACGAAGACAAUGAAACGGAUGACCGGAUGCCCUUUGAUGGGGCGCGGAGGAGGCCCACCCUCAAGAAGAACAAGAACGACCUCCUGAACCCCGAGGAGACCGAAGGAGACGCUCUAGGGUCCCCGUUCGCCCGGGCCAGCCUGAAGAGCUCCAAGCUGGAGGGCUCCACCUUUGACAAGCGCGAGCGCCGGUUUCGCUUCUUCGUCCGCCACAUCGUCAAGACGCAGGCCUUCUACUGGACCGUGCUCUGUCUGGUGGGCCUCAACACGCUGUGCGUGGCCGCCGUGCACUACGACCAGCCCGACGUCCUCUCCGACUUCCUCUACUUUGCCGAGUUCAUUUUCCUGGCAAUCUUCAUGUCGGAGAUGUGCAUCAAGAUGUAUGGACUGGGGACCCGCCCUUACUUUCACUCCUCCUUUAACUGCUUUGACUGCAUUGUCAUAUGUGGCAGCAUAUUCGAGGUCUUCUGGGCAAUGAUCCAGCCUGGUACCUCCUUUGGCAUCAGUGUGUUGCGCGCUCUCAGGUUAUUGAGGAUCUUCAAAGUGACCAAGUACUGGGCCUCCCUGAGGAACCUGGUGGUCUCCCUACUCAACUCCAUGAAGUCCAUCAUCAGCUUGCUCUUCCUGCUCUUUCUCUUCAUCGUGGUCUUUGCCCUUCUGGGCAUGCAGCUCUUCGGGGGCCAGUUUAACUUUGAAGCCGGCACUCCCCCUACCAACUUUGAUACCUUUCCUGCAGCAAUAAUGACAGUGUUCCAGAUCCUGACGGGAGAGGACUGGAACAUGGUGAUGUACGAUGGCAUCGAGUCUCAGGGUGGAGUGAGGAAGGGGAUGGUCUUCUCUGUGUUCUUCAUAGUGCUCACGCUCUUUGGCAACUAUACCUUGCUCAAUGUAUUCUUGGCUAUCGCUGUGGACAAUCUGGCCAAUGCACAAGAGCUGACCAAGGAUGAGCAAGAGGAAGAGAAGCAAGCCAGUAAGAAAGCUGCCCUUCAGAAAGCCAAGGAGGUGGCUGAAGUGAGCCCCCUGUCCGCUGCCAAUCUCUCCAUAGCAGCUAAGGAGAACCACUCAAAGUCAAACUCAAAGUCGGUGUGGGAGCAGCGCACCAAUGAACUGCGCAAACAGACCCUGGUCAACAGCAGAGAGGCCCUUUACAACGAGCUGGAGCCAGAGGACCGCUGGAAGGUGAACUACUCCCGCCACAUCCGGCCGGACGCCAAGACCCACCUGGACAGACCGCUGGUGGUGGACCCGCAGGAGAACCGCAACAACAACACCAACAAGACGUGCGCCGGGGAGCGCGAGGCCGACCAGGAGGCGCGGCUCAGCCAGCAGUGCGCCGAGGAGAUCUUCCGCAAGCAGACGCGCCUCCACGAGCGGUCCUCCUCGCGCGCGCGGAGCCGCAAGGCGGGCGAGGGCGAGCACCACCAGGGCCAGAAUCACGGCGCCCACGAGCACCAGCACCACCACAACCACCACCGCCCGUGCGGCGGCAGCACCACCCACCUGGAGGGGGUGGCCGAGGAGAAGCCGCACCGGCGCAGCCACCAGCACCGUGGCCAGUGCUCCCGCGCCCGCGACGCCGAGGCCAAGGGCACCGAGCAGCCGCACCGGGCCAGUGUGGAAGGCGGGGAGCGCAAGCCCAGGAGACAUCGCCACAGCGCCGCCUCAGGCAGCGAGGGGGAGUGCAAGCGGGAGAGGGGAGAGAGGGUCCGCCAGCACAGAGCCAGGAAGGAGGGCAGUGGGCCCACUCUGUCCACCACGCGGCCCAUCCAGAAGACCCUGUCCCGGCAGGCCAGCGUGUACAGCGAGGACAUGGACAACGUGAUGAACAGCAAGCUGGUCACCCAGCCGCCCGCGGCCACUGCCCGCAACCGCGGCGGCACCGUCACCGCCAACACCACGCCCCACGCCAGCAUCUAUAACCUGGCCAACAGCACCCACAGCCUCUACCAGCCGCCCCCCGGCCCGGACGGCAGCCUCGUGCCCAGCCGAGCCACCAGCAUGGCGUACCUGACCUGCAUGGGCUACCCGCGGGCAGACCACACCAGUGUCGACAUGCCACCCAUGUUCCCCUCGCACAACGCCAUCCUGCAAAUCAAUAAAAAUGCCAACACUGAGCCCCUCCCCAAAAAAGAGGAUAAGAAUGAUGACGACGAUGAUGACCCAAAAGACAGCGGUGGCCCCAGGCCUAUGCCUCCAUACAGCUCCAUGUUUGUCCUGUCCACCACCAACCCGUUUCGGAGAUUGUGCCAUUACAUUGUUACACUGAGUUACUUUGAAAUGACCAUCCUGCUGGUCAUCGCGAUGAGCAGUAUCGCCUUGGCUGCUGAGGACCCAGUCUGGCCCGAGUCCCCCCGGAACAAUGUGCUGCGCUACUUUGACUAUGUCUUCACUGGAGUCUUCACCUUUGAGAUGCUGAUUAAGAUGGUGGAUUUGGGUCUGAUCCUGCACCAGGGCUCCUAUUUCCGUGACCUUUGGAACAUCCUGGACUUUAUAGUGGUUAGUGGUGCCCUGGUGGCCUUCGGCUUCACUGGCAAUAGCAAAGGGAAAGAUCUCAGCACCAUCAAGUCUCUGCGUGUGCUGAGAGUGUUGCGGCCGCUCAAGACCAUCAAGAGGCUGCCCAAACUCAAAGCUGUGUUUGAUUGUGUGGUGAACUCACUCAAGAAUGUGCUCAACAUCCUCAUCGUCUACAUGCUCUUCAUGUUCAUCUUCGCUGUUGUUGCUGUGCAACUCUUCAAGGGAAAGUUCUUUUACUGCACAGAUGAGUCCAAGGAGUUUGAGCGCGACUGCAGGGGCGAGUAUUUAGUGUAUGAACGUGACAACGAAGUGAAGGCGCAGAAGAGGGAGUGGAAGAAAUACGAUUUCCACUACGACAAUGUGCUCUGGGCCCUGCUCACCCUCUUCACCGUAUCCACUGGAGAGGGGUGGCCGCAGGUGCUGAAACAUUCAGUCGAUGCGACUUAUGAGAAUCAGGGCCCGAGCCCGGGGUAUCGGAUGGAAAUGUCCAUCUUUUACGUGGUGUACUUCGUGGUCUUCCCCUUCUUCUUCGUCAACAUCUUCGUCGCUCUCAUCAUCAUCACCUUCCAGGAGCAAGGAGACAAGAUGAUGGAGGACUACAGUUUAGAAAAGAAUGAGAGAGCUUGUAUAGAUUUUGCCAUCAACGCCCGGCCUCUGACGCGACACAUGCCGCAGAACAAGCAGACCUUCCAGUACCGCAUGUGGGAGUUUGUGGUGUCGCCGCCGUUUGAGUAUACCAUCAUGGCCAUGAUCGCGCUCAACACCGUAGUGCUCAUGAUGAAGUAUGAUGGAGCCUCCAACGCCUAUAAUGAUGUGCUGGCCAACUUGAACAUCGUUUUUACCUCACUGUUUUCCAUGGAGUGUAUACUGAAGAUCAUUGCCUUUGGGGUUCUGAACUACUUCAAAGACGCCUGGAACAUCUUUGACUGUGUGACAGUCGUCGGGAGCAUCACCGACAUUCUAGUCACAGAGCUUGGGGAUAACUUCAUAAAUCUGAGUUUUCUGCGGCUUUUCCGAGCUGCUCGACUCAUUAAACUGCUCAGGCAGGGCGAGACCAUUCGCAUCCUGCUCUGGACCUUUGUGCAGUCCUUUAAGGCUCUGCCGUACGUGUGCCUCCUCAUCGCCAUGCUGUUCUUCAUCUACGCCAUCAUCGGCAUGCAGCUGUUUGGGAACGUCGCUAUUGAGGAAGAUGGAGAUAGUGCCAUCAAUCAACACAACAACUUCAGGGCCUUCUUCCAGGCACUCAUGCUGCUCUUCAGGAGUGCCACAGGGGAGGCUUGGCACGAGAUCAUGCUGGCUUGCUUGAGUGGGAAGAAGUGCGACCCGCUCUCAGGCAGCGAGGAGAUCUUUGGGUGUGGCAGCGAGUUUGCCUACCUCUACUUCGUCUCCUUCAUCUUCCUCUGCUCCUUCCUGAUGCUGAAUCUGUUUGUGGCUGUCAUCAUGGAUAACUUUGAGUACCUCACACGAGACUCCUCCAUUCUGGGGCCUCACCAUUUGGACGAGUAUGUGAGGAUAUGGGCCGAGUAUGACCCUGCUGCCUGUGGGCGCAUUCAUUACAAGGAUAUGUACAGUUUAUUGCGAGUUAUCGACCCUCCUCUGGGCUUAGGAAAGAAAUGUCCCCAUAGGGUGGCCUGCAAGAGACUGUUGCGGAUGGAUUUGCCGGUCGCCGAAGACAACUCUGUUCAUUUCAACUCCACCUUAAUGGCCUUAAUCCGCACGGCACUGGACAUCAAGAUCGCCAAGGUUACGGAAGGGGAGGACAAGCACCAGAUGGAUGCUGAGCUGAGGAAAGAGAUGAUGGCGAUUUGGCCCAACCUCUCGCAGAAGAUGUUGGACCUGCUGGUCACUCCACACAAGUCAGCGACAGACCUGACGGUGGGGAAGAUCUACGCGGCCAUGAUGAUCAUGGAGUACUACCGGCAGAGCAAAGCCAAGCGGGCCCAGGCACACAGUGAGGAGCAGAAUCGAACGACAUUAAUGUUUCAGCGUCUGGAGCCUCACUCCCCAACCCAGGAUGGUGGGCCGGGAGUCAAGGGCCUCCCUGAAUCCCAGCCGGAUGCUGUGGGCAAUAUGCCAAUGGAUGGGGGGAUGACAGAGAGCCAGUCCUGGGUGACAGCGCGCGCUCAGGAGAUGUCUCAGAAGGCUGGCAGCUGGAGUCCCGAGGGGCAGCAUCCCGACGACAAACGAGACAGUAUGCACAACUCUCAGACGAUCACAGACAACAGCCCGAUGAAGCGCUCGGCCUCCUCGCUGGGGCACGGCCGGUGCCAGCGGAUGGGCCGGGGGAGCGACGACUACGCCCUGGACCACGCCAUCCCCGAGGAGGGCCCGCGCCACGGGCACCGGCGCCGGGAGCGCAGCCACCGCGCCUCCGAGAGGUCCCUCAGCCGCUACACGGACGCAGACACAGGGCUGGGAACUGACCUCAGCACCACCACGCAGUCGGGCGACCUGCCGCCCAAGGAGAAGGAGCGCGGCGAGAGGGACCGCGACCGCGGCCGAGCCAAGGACCGCAAGCACCACCACCACCACCACCACCACCACAGCUCGCUGGACAAGGAGCGCUACACGCCCGACCGGCCCGACUACGGCCACCGGCAGCCCCGCGAGCGCGACCACCGCUGGUCACGCUCGCCCAGCGAGGGCCGCGAGUGUGGGCCUCAUCGGCAGGGCAGUAGUUCGGUGAGCGGGAGCCCCGUCCCCUCGACCUCGGGGACUAGCACCCCGCGCCGCGGCCGCCGCCAGCUCCCCCAGACCCCCGCCACGCCACGGCCCCACGUCACCUACUCGCCCGUGGUGCGCAAGCCCGGCAACCACGGCUCGCCCCGCCAGGGACGCCACGGUCCCCCUCCCUCUGGGCGCUGGGGCCCCCCGACGCCGGACGGCAGCCCGGAGGGCGACGGCUGCUUCUACGAGGACGAGGCCGAGGACUACGACUACCGCGAGCGCCACGAGCCGCCGGCCUACGAGCAGAACCCCACGCAGGGCAACCCCCACCCCCACGCGCACCCCAACCACCCCCACCCCAACCACCCGCAGCAUCCGCACCCGCCCCACCCCAACCACCCGCGCUCGCCCAGGACUUCCCGACACGGUCCCCCGCCGGGCGGUCCGCGACGCCUGCCCAACGGCUACCGCUCGUCCUCACCCUCGCCCCACCACCACCACGGCGGGCAGCCGGUGCCCCAGCACCCCGGGACUCACAAGCCCCCCCACCCCCGAGGCCCGCGAGGGAAGGGCCUGCAUGAACCCUACAGCGAGACCGACGAGGACGACUGGUGCUAGCCUCUGGGGAGCGGGGA
Messenger RNA from Sardina pilchardus (European sardine), 6995 nucleotides. RefSeq names its product calcium channel, voltage-dependent, P/Q type, alpha 1A subunit, a (gene cacna1aa). Gene Ontology annotation, cellular component: neuronal cell body; voltage-gated calcium channel complex; membrane. NCBI's taxonomy places the organism in Eukaryota, Metazoa, Chordata, Actinopteri, Clupeiformes, Clupeidae. Gene Ontology annotation, biological process: calcium ion import across plasma membrane; chemical synaptic transmission. The record is from RefSeq and is a predicted model, not a curated record. Gene Ontology annotation, molecular function: high voltage-gated calcium channel activity. The transcript has 50 exons. The coding region runs from base 1 to 6978 and encodes 2325 amino acids.